Messenger RNA from Cucurbitaria berberidis CBS 394.84, 873 nucleotides. RefSeq lists its product as uncharacterized. Lineage: Eukaryota; Fungi; Ascomycota; Dothideomycetes; Pleosporales; Cucurbitariaceae. The transcript is spliced from 2 exons. The record is from RefSeq and is a predicted model, not a curated record. Bases 1 to 873 code for a protein of 290 amino acids.
AUGAAUUUAUCGUUAGCUUUCCUCUUUCUCUCCCAUUUACUUUGCUCUGUUCAGUCCUUACGUUUCAUUAUCCCGCGGGCGGAUCCUCCUCAACUCGGUAUCCAGAGAAGUACAUUCACCCAACAUACACACGGAGGAAAGUUAUACAACUGGUAUAUGUACUCAGCGGUGGUAACCUAUUCGGAUAACGUGAACACACUCUUCAAAGAUGACGCACAAGUUGCCGGUUUAGCUUACCAGGCGUUCGAAGAGGCCUUGAGGCUCAGUCAGGAUCCAUUCAGUGUCACUGGUGUUGCUGUGUUGCUGGUAGGCAAUCAAGCUAUCUUUGCCACCACUUUGAAGAACUUUGGAAACACUGGGGUGCUCGAUACAAGGUACCAAUUCCCACCAAACUUCUUCUACGAUAUUAUCCCGUCGAACGCAGCUUUGCACCAGCAGCUCCUUGCUUGCCAGAUAGCGUAUGGUGGCCGUAAUUUCAAACAUAUCCACAAGGGGAACUGUGGUGAGAUCGUUGCAAUGCAGAUCUGGCACUUGGCCAAUCCCGAGAAAGUCUGGCCAAAGGACGCCGGUGCCAGAACAGCUUUUUGGUCGAAUACAGGCCAGACUUGGCCUCCCUGCAACGCAAAUGAUGCCCCAAAUGCAUGGGGAUGUAAACAAUGGGCAGGUUAUAAUGGAAUUUCCUGGCCACAGAGAAAUUUCGUAGGCAAGGAUUCUGUCACAUUGAGCACACACACACCCGUUCAGUCAGUGUCAUACAAUAGUCUAUGGUGCGAAGGGUGGGAAGAGAGAGCGAACAACCGUCCACCUUCACCAGAUCUUGAUGAAGGUAUAGAUUCAGAUGAAUGGGAGGCAGCCAUGCAGGGCCUCAAUUGA